AGAGCGCCGCGCAUGCGCCGCGGGCUGUGCCGCGCCGGGGCCGCGGAGCGCUGAGGGAGCGGUGCCGCCAUGGCGGCCCGGGCGCUGCAGGCGCUGCCCAGGCUGGGGGCACUCAACAGACUGCAAGUAAUAUUACAACAUUUGAAAAUGUCUAAGCAAACAGAUUCAACAGCAGAAGUGUUGUUGGAAAAGAAAGGAGGUGCAGGAAUAAUUACUUUGAAUAGACCCAAGGCUCUCAAUGCACUAAAUCUGUCUAUGAUCCAACAAAUUUAUCCUCAAAUAAAGACAUGGGAGAAAGAUCCUGAAACUUUUCUAAUAAUCAUAAAGGGAACUGGAGGAAAAGCUUUUUGUGCUGGGGGUGAUAUCCGAGCCCUCACAGAAGCAGGAAAAGUUGGAGAUAAACUGGCACAAGAUUUCUUCAGAGGAGAAUAUAGGCUGAACAAUGCCGUUGGCACCUGCAAGAAACCAUAUGUGGCACUUAUCGAUGGCAUUACGAUGGGAGGGGGAGUUGGUGUCUCAGUCCAUGGACACUUUCGAGUUGCUACAGAAAAGACUGUAUUUGCCAUGCCAGAAACAGCAAUAGGCCUUUUCCCUGAUGUAGGUGGAGGGUAUUUCUUGCCAAGGCUCUCAGGAAAGGUUGGCUAUUACCUCGCACUAACAGGAUGCAGGCUGAAAGGAAGAGAUGUGCUGAAAGCUGGCAUCGCUACGCAUUUUGUAGAAUCUGAAAAGCUACCUGCCUUGGAGAAAGACCUGAUAGCACUGAAAUCUCCUUCAAAAGAAAAAAUUGCAGAUUUAUUGAACUCUUACCACAUGAAGUGCACAAUUGAUCAAGAAAAGGAGUUUGUACUUGAUGAACAUAUGGAGAAGAUUAACAGCAUUUUUUCAGCAAAUAGUAUGGAAGAAAUUGUUAAAAAGUUAAAGCAAGAUGGUUCUCCUUUUGCCACGAAGCAGCUAGAGACUAUUAAUAAGAUGUCACCUACAUCUUUAAAGCUGACACUCAGACAGCUCAGAGAAGGAGCUUCCAUGAGCUUACAAGAGGUACUCCGGAUGGAAUACAGGCUGAGCCAAGCGUGCAUGAAAGGCCAUGACUUCUAUGAAGGUGUUCGAGCAGUGCUGAUUGACAAAGACCAGUCUCCUAAAUGGAAGCCAGCUGCUCUAGAAGAAGUCAGCGAUGGAUUUGUGGACAACUGUUUUAAACCACUGGGAAAUGACGAUCUCAAGCUGUAAAGAUCAAACCUACUGACAUCUUACGUAUCUGCUUAGUUCUGUGGUAUAAAAUUUAAUAGUAAUAUGAUCAGUUGGACAAGACUUUUUUAGCUAGCCUGAGAUUCCCAAGGCUUUUUUUGUUUUUGCUUUUGUUUCUGGUUUUUUGUUUUGUUUUGUUUUGUUUUUGCAGUCGGGAACAUUCUCUGUAAUGAGAAAAUAAUUGUAUCUCUGCUUAAUAAUGGGAAAAAUCACUUUCAGGCAAAUUCAUUUUUACUGCUUUACACAGUGAUUAACAUUUAAUUUUUUUGCAUCAGCUCUUAGUUCAGGAGGAGCCCUUGGGGAAAAGAGCACAGUUAAGGGGUGACCUAAUCAGCAGAAAGUCAAGAGACCUUUUGUGUUCUUGACUCUGUCACUGAUCUGGUAAAUUUGGAUUGUGCCGCAGGUUCUUCUGCGUACAAUGAAAAUAAAAUAUGGUUAAACCUUUAAUGCAGUCAGAGCUACAAAGGAAAAUGCAAGACAGAAUCCGUGGUGUUAAAUAUCCUUUUAAAUAAAAGCUCAGACUGAUACAGUAUUAGUCUGAGAACAAGAAAUUG
Molecule: messenger RNA, 1799 nt
Organism: Poecile atricapillus (Black-capped chickadee)
Lineage: Eukaryota; Metazoa; Chordata; Aves; Passeriformes; Paridae
Gene: HIBCH
Product: 3-hydroxyisobutyryl-CoA hydrolase
Exons: 14
Coding region: 70-1227 (385 amino acids)
Biological process (GO): L-valine catabolic process
Cellular component (GO): mitochondrion
Molecular function (GO): 3-hydroxyisobutyryl-CoA hydrolase activity
Source: RefSeq, a predicted model, not a curated record